Messenger RNA from Oikopleura dioica, 270 nucleotides. The record is from the annotation of a GenBank genome assembly. NCBI's taxonomy places the organism in Eukaryota, Metazoa, Chordata, Appendicularia, Copelata, Oikopleuridae.
AUGAAGAUAAAAUAUUUUCUUACUGUUGGACAAUUACUUAAAGCCGACAGUUUCAAAACAGAAGAGCCAGAUGGUCUCCACUGCUCACGGGGAGACUGGCAAGCCCACAUGCCCGGUUUCGACCCAAAACGACUGUCCCGAAAAUGGUCGAAAUUGCAGAAAGCCAAGUUGAAAUUGUUCGGCGGCCAGGCCGCCUCGGAAACCUGGAACUGGGUGGCCCAAGUCAGCGAGAUUGGCGACAAUGCGAUGUGGUCAGAAAAAAAAAACUAA